AUGGUGAAGUUCAACCAGCGCUUCGACUACUACGAGCUCUUAGGCAUCGAACCGGAAGACCUCUUAGACCUCGACCUCGAUGACGCAGAACGCUAUGUCGAAAAGGCUUACAAAGAAACGGCGAGGAGAAUCCACCCGGACAAAGUCAGAGUCGCCGGCCUGAGCGAAGCCGAAGCCAAAGAGAAACAAGACGAAGCCACCGCAAAGUUCCAAGAGCUCCAAAAGGCCUACGACGUCAUCAAAGACCCCAUGCAGAGAGGCGACUAUGACUUGUACCGCAAGAAAAACUUCACCCCGGAAACUUUCAAACCCAACCUCGUGCCCACCGAGGGCCUCAGAUUCUCCGGCUACUCCAACGAGGGCCGGGGAUUCUUCAAGGUGUACGGUGACGUUUUUGAGAAGAUAUACGCCAACGAGGUUGCUUUUCAAGAGGAGAAGAAGUUGCCGCCGGAUUCAGUGAUCAAGCCGCCGGAGAUAGGGGACGAACACAGACCCUAUCCGGCGGUGGUGCAGUUCUACAACUACUGGCUCAACUUUGGGACCAUAAUGGACUUCACGUGGGAGGAUCCGCACGACGAGUACGACUUGGCGGCGGCGCCUACCAAGAAGGGAGUGGCGGUGAUGCGGAGGAAGAACAUAAAGGCCAGGAAGAGGGCUAAGAAUGAGUAUAAUAAUAAAGUGAGGAGGAAGGAGUUUAAGAGCGAGAAGCAGUGCUUGAAUCACGAGAUGUCGAAGAAGCAUAGGGAUAUGGUAGCAGUAUUGAUGGGGUUGAAGCACCGCGAUUUGGUUGAGGAGGUCUUGGAGUUGAUGGAGGAGGAGGGAGAUGAGGAUAAGGAACCUGAGCAUGAUGGUGUAGAUGAGGUUUUGGAGGGAGAAGGUGAAGAAGAAAGGGAGAGUGAGAGUGAAGAUGAGGUAUCCGAAUGUGUUGAUGAAAAUCCGAAAGAAGAGGUUGGUGAAGAAGUUGUUGAUGGUGAUGAAGAGGAAGAAGAGGAUAAGGAGGAUGAUGAGAUGGAAGUUCUUGAAGCAAUGGUGGCGAGGCGAAAGACUAGUGUAAAAGUUGGUGAACCAAUUUUUGAGCCCAUGGCAACCAUCAUUGAUGUAGAGGAGGAUGAGGUGGAUAUGGAGCACGAGGAGACAAAGAACAUGGAUGAGAAUGGAGGAGAGAAGAAACAGAGGAGGAGGAGGAGUGUGAAGAGUACUAGAAUCAAUGAACAUGAUGAUAAGAAGGAAUCAAAAUCAGAUUCUAGUGCGGAAUCUUGCGUUGACAAUGGGAGUGAAGAUGAGCAGAAGAGAAAGAAGGGAGGGAAGAAAGAGAAGAGGAGUAAAAGGAAUACCAAAAGUAAUGGUGAGAGUGAGGAUUCUGGUGUAAAGAAUUCCAAGUCUAGUAAUAGGAUAAGGUAUGCAGGGAAGAAGAGUAGAGGUGAUUUUGCCAAACAUUAA
Molecule: messenger RNA, 1440 nt
Organism: Rosa rugosa (rugosa rose)
Lineage: Eukaryota; Viridiplantae; Streptophyta; Magnoliopsida; Rosales; Rosaceae
Product: DNAJ protein JJJ1 homolog
Exons: 2
Coding region: 1-1440 (479 amino acids)
Source: RefSeq, a predicted model, not a curated record